Messenger RNA from Pocillopora verrucosa, 2616 nucleotides. The record is from RefSeq and is a predicted model, not a curated record. Lineage: Eukaryota; Metazoa; Cnidaria; Anthozoa; Scleractinia; Pocilloporidae.
AUGUCUAUGCGUUGGGUUCACCAACAGUUAAACGGAGAAAAGACGAGUAUUGCUAUGAGUUCGUUGCACUACCAGUCGUUUCUUUUCUUGUGCUUCUAUGCUGCCGUUCAGGCUCCAUACAGAGAAGGCGAUAUCAUGUUGGGCGGACUUUUCAGCGUGCACCAGCCGCCAGACAAGCCAGGGAGCCAAUGUGGAGAGACAAAUUUGAGAGAACUUGGUCGCAUGCAGGCCAUGAUCUUCGCAAUCGAACGAAUAAACAAUGACACAAGUCUUCUUUCUAACAUUUCCCUUGGAUAUGACGUAAGGGAUUACUGUGGAAACCUUUCAAAAGCUGCAAGACUUGUUUACAAACUUUUGACUAUUGAUACUUGUGUCAAUUUAAGCCAAAAUGCCACAAGAAAGAAAGCCAUUAUUUCUUUAAUAGGCCCAAGCGAAUCGAGCACUGCGCUAUUUAUUGCAGGAUUUCUUCGGAUGCUCAAUGUUUCGAGCAUUAGCGGAUCAGCGACUAGUGCAGAACUUAGCUCCCUUACCUAUGAUCAUUUAUUUCGAACAGUGCCUUCGGAUACUUUUCUUGCAAAAGCGAUGGUUGACUUGGUUACACACUUCAAUUGGAGUUAUGUUGCUGUCGUUGGACUUGAUGAUUCGUAUGGACGAAAUGGAGUAUGGGCAAUAGUUAGCGAAAGUACUUCAAGAAAAAGCACUUUCUGUAUUGCUUUGACGGAGUUUAUACGGAUCGAAAGUCUGACUCUGAGUAUUUCGAACAUUGUUCGAAAGCUUAAACAGAUGGGUAAUAUCAGAGUUGUGAUCUUAUGGCUAUACAAAAAUUACCAAACAAAGUUUUUGGCAGAGGUUCAGAGGCAAAACCUAACUGGACGUGUGUGGAUUUUGAGCGAGGUUCACUUAACUUCUACACUGCCAGUAGAAGGUAUUCUCGACAGCUCUUUGGGAUUUCUAUUCCAUGAAUUCAGCGACUCUGGUUUCAAGAAAUAUUUAAAAGAUAUAUUGGUCAGGGAGAGAGACAGUAAAAGUUUUCCUGAAUGGAAUUACAGUACAAGCGAAAUACGGAAGCUUUUGAAGAGCAAGAAGUGUGUUCAUCGCCAAAUUGAGCAAUGCACUAAAGACUUGAUUGAAGAAAUCUACAGCUCCUAUGUUCCAAACAUCAUCGACGCAGUAUAUACCGUGGCACAUGCACUACAUAUUUUCAAUAAAAAUUUUAGCUAUAACGAGACCAAAGAUCGGGCGAAAUUGCAGGUAGCCAAUAGUUUUGACGUGCAGAAGCUUCUUGGCAAAGUCAGUUUUCACGGACUAACUGGAAAAAUCAACUUCGAUCGAUUUGGUGACAGGGGCUCGGCCUAUUAUGACAUUUUCAGGUUUAAAAAAGUACCCAAUGGAGAUGUCGAGAGCAUAGAAAUGGUGAUGAUAGGAGAAUGGAAAAAUUCAAAGAGAAACAAAACUCGCUUGAUUUUUCAUGAAGCCCUGAAUUGGACGACUACAUCUGGUCGCCCUCCCAAAUCUGAAUGCUCGGAACAAUGUCCUCCCGGAACAAGGAAAUCUUUUACCUCUCCUUGUUGUUGGCAGUGCCUUCCGUGUCUUGGUGGAACCAUCAGCUCAUCCGCUGGUUCUGAAAGCUGCAGUGAAUGCCCCAUCGGAACAAUGUCUAACCAGGCUAAGACAGAAUGUGUCGCUUUACCUUCUGCGAACAUAAGUUAUAGUAGUGCGAGUGGAAUUGUAAUUCUUACCUUUGCUACGCUCGGUGUAGUUGCUACAUUACUUUGUCUGGCAGCCCUCUAUAAAUUCUGGAAUAGUCCCAUUGUAAAGGCUUCCAAUCGAGAAGUAAGCCUUAUUCUUUUACUCGCAAUUCUGUCUUUAUUGUCUUUGGCAUUCAUAAAUGUCUUUAUAUCCACCAAUGCAAUUUGCAAGAUCAUAUACCCGUUACGUUAUCUGACCUAUAACUUCUGUCUCUCCAUCUUAUUGGUUAAGGUGUUGCUUAUUUCCAGUGCUUUUCAGGUUCCCAUUUCGACCAGUUUGGAAUUCACUUCUCUCUCAAACAAAGCACAAGUUGGGAUUGUUAUAGCAUCUCUAGCUCCACUGUUGUUGGUAUUGAUGCCAUGGUUGCUUUUGAAUCCACCCUUUAACAAGCAACAUAUCUAUCCGAAACGUUACACCUUUAACGAAUGCAAGGCAUACUCUAGCUCAGUUGGAAAAUCUCUAUUCUUAGCAACAUGUUUUUAUAUUUUCUUCCAAAUGCUUUUGUCCACGUUCUGUGCCUUUAAGAUUAGGAAGAUUCCUGAAAAUUUCGGCGAGGCCAAACGAAUCGCCUUUUCCAUGUACAUAUUUUUGUUCUCAUUGCUUUGUUAUCACCCGGUAGAAUUGUCCAUGGUUGGAUGGUAUGUAACGGUUGUGGAUUGUGUAACAACUCUGUUGAGCGCCUAUGGUUUCCUUUGUUGUCUAUUUUUGCCCAAAAUGUAUAUUCUGUUCUUUAGGCAGGAGAUAAACGAUGUGAAUGGCAUCAGACAAGAAGUCACUCAGUUCUCGUUUAGAUCAAGUACGCGUACGUACGUACGCGGAAACCGUGCUUUUGAUAGUACUAAGAUUAGUAAUUUUGACAGUACUUAA